AAAGGGCAGCUGUGAUGUGCGUGUGCGCAGGCGCGUGCCACACUCACUGACUGUCAAGGUGUGGACACGGCGGGAGCGCGAGUGGGAACACAGUAGCCUGCUUUUGGAAAAGAGGUGGAUGCGUCCUCAAAAAAAAAAAUAACAGCCGGAGGGGUGAACACACCAGCCAGUCCGUUUUUACAAAAGCAACAUGUGCACCAACGUGGCACUGCCGUCACCCUUUGAAGUGCUUGAUAUAUAAAGUCUUGAAGGUCUCGCGCCGUUCACCGUCACCUCAGAGCUGAAGUGAAGCGCGAACCGCGAACCGCGCAGGUACAGCAGCAGAGCCGGAAGAACUCGCGUGACUGGUCGCGUUAGCGCAUCCGAGCUAAAGAAAUUAUGACGGACUGGAGGAAAAAUAAACUCUUCGUCCUGGUGGACUUGAUGUGUGUUGUUGUAGCUUCUCUGCCCUUUGUGAUAAUGAAUAUUACGUCCCAGCCAUACAAGCGAGGCAUCUACUGCCAGGACGAGAGCAUUAGUUACCCUGUAAAACAAGACACAAUCACCAACGUGACACUGGCCGUAGUCACCAUCACCUGCACUAUCAUCAUCAUAUCGUCAGGUGAAGCAUAUCUGGUGUACAGCAAAAAAAUUCACUCCAACUCCACCUUUAAUCAAUAUGUGUCAGCCAUAUAUAAGGUGCUGGGUGCCUUCCUGUUUGGGGGAGCUGUCAGCCAAUCACUGACAGACUUGGCCAAGUACACCAUUGGGCGACCACGCCCAUAUUUCUUAACAGUAUGUGCUCCCAGAGUCUGCAAAGGAUACGUGGCCUCGAUCAACUGCACUGGCAUCCCAAGUGAAGUAACUGAAGCCCGGUUGUCCUUCUAUUCUGGCCACUCCUCCUUCGGGAUGUACUGCAUGCUGUUUCUAGCGUUGUAUGUUCAGGCCAGAUUGAAUGCAAAAUGGGCUCGUCUCCUGAGGCCCACUAUCCAGUUCUUCCUGGUGGCCUUUGCUGUCUAUGUAGGUUACACUCGUGUGUCCGAUUAUAAACACCACUGGAGCGAUGUGCUGGUGGGGCUCCUCCAGGGGGCGCUCAUUGCAAUUCUCACUGUGCGAUACGUUUCAAAUUCCUUCAAGGUCCGUACUUUUCCUCAGUGCUCAAGUCCAGAGACAGCGGAAAAUGACGAGCGGAAACCAAGCUUACAUUCAAGUGAGGCAGAGCAGAAUAACCAUAUAGGCUAUUCUGGACCUGUGUGAAAGAAAUGAGGCUGAACACUACAUCUCCCACAAACCACUGGACUGAUGGGAGGGGGCGAAGAAAAACUGCACAUGCUCACAAUGGUCCUCCUUGGUAAAAAGCUUUACGGUCUCUUUCUUUCCUUUGAAUGAGAGAGAACUUUUUAUACAUAUUUAAUCAAUUUAUUUGAAUUCAAA
This is a messenger RNA of Carassius carassius (crucian carp), 1413 nucleotides long. RefSeq names its product phospholipid phosphatase 2-like. The transcript is spliced from 7 exons. NCBI's taxonomy places the organism in Eukaryota, Metazoa, Chordata, Actinopteri, Cypriniformes, Cyprinidae. The record is from RefSeq and is a predicted model, not a curated record. Gene Ontology annotation, molecular function: phosphatidate phosphatase activity. Bases 379 to 1236 code for a protein of 285 amino acids. Gene Ontology annotation, biological process: phospholipid metabolic process; phospholipid dephosphorylation; signal transduction.